This is a messenger RNA of Nematostella vectensis (starlet sea anemone), 1774 nucleotides long. Its product is annotated as 1-acyl-sn-glycerol-3-phosphate acyltransferase delta. The transcript has 9 exons. Bases 285 to 1442 code for a protein of 385 amino acids. Lineage: Eukaryota; Metazoa; Cnidaria; Anthozoa; Actiniaria; Edwardsiidae. Gene Ontology annotation, cellular component: endomembrane system. The record is from RefSeq and is a predicted model, not a curated record. Gene Ontology annotation, molecular function: 1-acylglycerol-3-phosphate O-acyltransferase activity.
UUGCCACCAUGGGGAUCGUAUGAUCGUGAGGUGAACAGAUAAAGAACAGCAGAUUACCAGUCGUGUAAAAUCCACCUUAUACGAAUGCCCAGCUGAGCUAAGAACAUCCCUCAACUCGCCAGUACAAGAAAAACAGUCCUUCAAACACCUCUGAUAAAGCCUUGUUUAUUUACAUGCUAGUGGUUUGCACUUUGAGGUCUGCAAGCGUAAAACUAUCCCAGCUAUUAAAGCCCAUCAACUCUUUGUGAUUAGGCAGACGAGCUAAAGUAAGCCUGGUGUAGACAAUGGCUGGGCUACUGUCAGCACUCAAGAAGUUGCCGUUUAUCCCCUUGUGGUUUGUCAUGGUGUUUCUAAUCACUGGCAUGAUAAUAAAUAUCAUACAGGUUGCUAUUCUACCAUUAUGGACCUUUAACAAGACACUUUACAGAUGGAUUAAUAUGCAUGUUGUGUAUCUUCACUGGUCCCAGUUGACAUUUCUAGUUGAUUGGUGGUCAGAAACUGAUUUAAGACUGUAUGGCAAUGAAGAAGACUUCAGAUAUUUUGGAAAGGAGAGUGCAAUUUGUGUGGCUAAUCACCGCAGUGAUGUAGACUGGCUUAUAGGAUGGGUAAUGGCAGAUAGAGUUCAUACUCUCGGGACAACUAAGUGCUACAUGAAGGGUUACUUAAAAUAUCUGCCAAUCAUGGGCUUCUCGUGGCUGAGUAGCGAGUACGCCUUUGUUAGCCGUAACUGGCAGAAGGAUCAGAGAGUUCUACAGAACAGUCUUGAUACUCUCCAGGAUUUUCCCUACCCCUUCUGGAUUGCAAUAUUUGCUGAAGGCACUAGGCUGACACAAGAGAAGCUCCAAGCCAGCAUAGAGUAUGCUCGAUCCAAAAACAUCCCUGAAUUACAACACCACCUCCUUCCAAGGCCUCGGGGAUUUUCCAUAACAGUUCAACACUUGAAGGAUAAGGUUUCUGCAGUAUAUGAUAUGGAAGUGGCAUUUGUAGAAGGAAAAUAUCCAACAAUGAAAGGAUUAUUGUUGGGAGUCAAGUAUGAAAUACAUUUGUUGAUAAGGAGAAUACCAGUAAAAGAUAUCCCCAUGGAAACAAUAGAAGUGACCUCUAAAUGGUGCCAGAAGUUAUUCCAGGAAAAGGAUAAAGCGAUGAGCUACUACCUUGCUAACGGUAGAUAUGAAGAGCCCUUGGUGUUUCACCCUCGACAAUACUCAAACCUGGUUCCACUCUUGGUGUGGCACACCCUGCUAUCAGUCCCACUUCUCUCCUACAUUUGCUACGUCCUUCUCUCGGGGGAUGUUUUUAUACUCUCUGUAGCAGCUGUCGUCGUCUCGAUUUGCUUUGUUGUUUUCAAGAUUCUGUUGCACUUCAGUGACUCUCAGAAAGGGAGUAGCUUUGGUCUGAAGACAACUGGAUCAAGCCUGCACGUGUACAAGAAGGAACAGUGAAGUGUGCCCGUAUUCAACUAUCAGGAACAUUGCAUUUUUAACUGCUUUUAAACUUUCUGUCGAAUCAACAGCUUCAUACAGUAUGCCUCCGUGCUGGUCUCUCUUGAUUUGAAGUAAAGAAACUAAAUCCAUGAUAUGAAAUAAGGGUAACACAUACAUCUGUUCAUCUGGAUUAAAAGUGAAUGAUGAUCAAUUGAUAUUCCUUGAUGGUUUACGUAUAGAUUCCUGUCAGUGUGUUGCAAAUUUAUCAUAUUUUACCUCCAUUAUACAUUUUUUAAACGCAAACCGCAAUAGAUGAUAGAAGUUAAUAAUUACUAGCUUAUAUAUAAAAA